Neurospora tetrasperma FGSC 2508 is the source of this 769-nucleotide messenger RNA. RefSeq lists its product as uncharacterized. The transcript has 3 exons. The coding region runs from base 77 to 625 and encodes 182 amino acids. Lineage: Eukaryota; Fungi; Ascomycota; Sordariomycetes; Sordariales; Sordariaceae. The record is from RefSeq and is a predicted model, not a curated record.
ACCACAACUACUCUCCAACAACAACUUCGAACCGAUCCAUCACCACAUUAACCUAAACAUACCACAACCACCCAACAUGUCUACCGAGAACAACUCCACCCUCAAGUCCUACAUCGACUCCGCCACCGGCGCUGUCCAGAGCGCCGUUGGUAAUAUUAUUGGCAACCGCGGCGAUCAGGCCGAAGGUGAGCUCAAGCAGGAGAAGGCUCACGCCGAGCACGCAGCCUCGCACGAUACCGCCAAGGUCCCCGGCUUCACGGCCACCUCUGACGGCGCCGUCGCCGCCGACCACCCCGACCGCACGUCCGGUUCUUGGAAGCAGACCGCCGGCGCGGCCAAGGAGUUUAUCGGUGGAGCUGUCGGCUCUGAGGACCUCAAGCAAGCCGGCCGCCAACAAAACCGCGAAGGCCAAGAGCAGGAAGCCCGCGGCCAGGUCAAGGACCUCGGCGAGGGCGCCAAGGACCGCUUUACUGGCCAGCUCGGCAAUGCUGCUGCCGCGCUUGUCGGCGACCGCGAGAAGCAGGCCGAAUAUCAGACUCAGCAUGAUGUUGGCAAGGCCCAGCAGCGUGGUGCGGAGCAUGAUAUCCAGAAGGAGGCUGAGGCGCAGAAGAACGCUGAUCUCUAAAUGAUUGAGGAAAGACUCUUGACGAAAGGAAGGAAGACGAGGUUGAGGAUGGAUUGGAGAUUAUACCCCCCUAUUUUACCUAUUAACGAAUUCAUGACCACGCAAUGACUUUAGUUUCGGAUAAUAAAAUGAUAUACUGAACGA